CGUUAAAUCGCUGAAACUUGUGAGGGGCGGAUCGACGGAUUGAAUUCGUUCAUUCCUCACUCGAUUUUUUUUUCCGUUUUUCGCGGAAAAGUUGCAAAUCAAGCGCGUGGCUUUUCGUCUUAAAUAUUUCCUGGUUUAAUCGCAGAAUUCUAGAUAAAUUGCCGUGAAAAUGGAAGACGUCAAUGACAACAUGACAGGAUCCAGUCAGUGGACAGUAACUGAGAGCACGCCAUUGCUGGGAGAGUCCACGAUGACAGAAUCACACAUGGGAAUAUCCCAGCAGACGCUGGUAUCACGCGGAAAUGAGACUUCAGCUCGAAAAUUGCCGCAAUACCUGGCAGGUUUAGCCGCCACCCUGGGUGCCCUAGCGGCGGGAAUGGUGCUGGGCUGGACAUCACCAGCAGGUGCAAACGGUGUGAAUCUCUCAAAAGAGUACAACAUGACGAUCUCCAAGGAGGACUUCUCGUGGAUCGGUUCGAUCUUCAAUUUGGGCGCAGCAACAAUCUGCGUGCCAAUCGGAAUUCUGACGGACAUAAUCGGUCGAAAGAAAUCGAUGCUGAUUCUCGUAUUGCCCUUCACGAUCGGCUGGUGCCUGAUAAUCUGGGCGGAUUCAGUGGCGAUGUUCGAGGCAGGUCGUUACAUCCUGGGAGUGAGUGGUGGUGCUUUCUGCGUGACAGCACCGAUGUACACAGCAGAAAUAGCUGAGAGUUCCAUCCGUGGAAGUCUAGGCUCGUACUUCCAGCUGAUGCUGUGCGUUGGAAUUCUCCUGACGUACGUCCUGGGCUCGGUGGUCUCGAUGUUCGUGUUGUCCCUGAUAUCAGCAGUCGUUCCCCUUGUUUUCUUCGUCAUCUUUUUCUUUAUGCCGGAGACACCGACUUAUUACUUGAAGAAGGGAGACGUUGGAGCUGCAAGGAAAAGCUAUCGUUGGCUUCGAGGACCUGAUUAUAAUAUCGAAGUGGAGCUCGAGACACAGAGGGAAACCCUGGCUGCGGCACAGCGCAAUCAGACGUCUUUUCUCACUUCUAUUCGAUCGAGAGCUGCCAUCAAGGGCCUCAUCAUCGCCUUUGGGCUCAUGUUCUUCCAGCAGUUGAGUGGAGUUAAUGCCAUUAUAUUCUACUCUGGAUCUCUUUUCGAUGCUGCUGGUAGCUCCAUGGACUCCAACCUGUCGACGAUCAUCGUGGGAGUCAUGCAGGUGAUUGCUGUGUUCAUCAGCACUCUCAUCGUUGAUAAAUUGGGAAGGAGAAUUCUUCUUAUUGGCUCUGUUCUCGCCAUGUGUAUCUCUGCCCUAGUCAUCGGGGUGUAUUUUAAUCUGAAAAGAAAUGACAAUCCUGUGGCUGAAGAUAUUGGCUGGCUGCCACUUCUUGGUGUCUGCAUUUUUAUUAUUAUGUUCUCUCUGGGAUUUGGGCCCAUACCCUGGAUGAUGAUUGGAGAGAUAUUUGCACCUCAGGUCAAGGGAAUUGCUGGAAGCAGUGCCUGUCUGUUCAAUUGGCUCAUGGCAUUCGUUGUCACCAGGUUUUACAGUCCCGUUGAACAGGCCCUCGGCACUGACUGGACUUUCUGGAUUUUCUCAAUUGUCUGCGCUGUGGGAGUUGUUUUUGUGGUGAUCGUAGUGCCUGAGACCAAGGGGAAGAGCCUUGAGGAGAUCCAGGUAGAGCUGGGGGGACGCAGACCCACGGUUACCGGGAUGGUACACACCAAUAAAGUUUAAUGGGGAGGAAUGACAGAUCAAUGAUUUUUUGUGUCAGAUUAAAGCGAAACGAAAAGGGAUUUCACUCGUCGAGUUUUUUGAGAAUAUCUUCCGAGGAAAGGGAAAUGACGGAAAUUUGAUAACUAGCUUUUUUGUAGAACUGAUUGAGAGCUACCGAAAAGAAAGUAAAAUUUUGAUAGCCACCCCGGUUUCGGAAAUUGCCAGAAAACCCAAUGAAGUACUCGAUUUCUGAAGUUUUAAUGAAUUAUUCUGGAACCGAACGAUGAAAUAUCUCGGAAUCUAACGGAGAUAGCCAAUUUCGUCUCAAGAACUCGUUUAUACACUGCAAUGAGAGCUAUAGAAAAGGUAGAUAUGAAAAUUUCGGGAGCUGUCUUAGAUUGAGAGAUAUUUCAAAAAUUCAACGAUAAUUGAGAGACAGGUAGUGAUGUGUGACACUGCCGUUUGUUAUAAAGGUGCAGCCAUUUUUCUUUCGUCAUUGUUUUACAAGACUGAUUCUUUGUACCAUAUCGUAUGCAGGGCGACGAGAUUUAAUUAAGGUAUUAUUUAAUGUAAUUACUUAUGGAGUGUAUAUAAAUUAUAUUUGGAGGUAAA
Messenger RNA from Fopius arisanus, 2299 nucleotides. RefSeq names its product nebulosa (gene nebu). The coding region runs from base 170 to 1708 and encodes 512 amino acids. The transcript has 2 exons. The record is from RefSeq and is a predicted model, not a curated record. Lineage: Eukaryota; Metazoa; Arthropoda; Insecta; Hymenoptera; Braconidae. Gene Ontology annotation, cellular component: membrane. Gene Ontology annotation, biological process: transmembrane transport; carbohydrate transport. Gene Ontology annotation, molecular function: sugar transmembrane transporter activity.